CAGCAUCAUGUGAGUGCAAGAUGCAAGCAGCACACAAACAAAUGGCGUGGACACAGGAUCUAUUUUAGUGAACCAGUCACAGCAGCCCAGGAAUCUAUAUAUCUACCCGCUUUGUGUGCGUCUGAGCUCAGAAAAGCUACCAGUCACAAACGCUUAGCAAUAAGGUAAGAGUUUCUCAGUUUUCAUUUUGAAAUGACAAUCAAGCAAUUUAAAAUAUUAAUUUGGGGAUCAGUUUUGAAAGUAUGAAUGUAUGUGAACAAAUACAUAAAAUGUGAUUGUAUUGGCUCAACAAAUACAUUUUGAAAAAUCGAAUCAUUGAUUGAAUUCAUUGAAUUCUACAACUGGACAUCCGUCAUGGCUUAGUUGAAGUGCAACAUUAUUGAAGUUUGGUCAUCUCUUAAGGCUUGAGUUCCAUGGUAAGGAAGGCAGUCACACUGAGCAGCUGCCUAUGACCUUGCACUGAGUUCUGAGACGUUAUAAAUGCCUGGUGACUUUCUAACAUUCAUGUGUUUCUAUUAAGCAUAUAUGUCUUAAAGACACUUCUCAUCAUUUAGAAAAAUGAAAGCAAAAACUUGAAUUCAACGUCACAGCCUUUUAGCCUACUCAACUAACUUGAUUAUUCAAAUUAGUUCCGUCAACAUUUGAAAAAACAUUGACAUGUAUUUUCACAUUGAGAUUAUGAAUAAUCAUAAUUUGUUUUUUUAAAGGAACUGAGAGGAGACAAAACAAGCUGGCACCAUGUCUGAAGCGUAAGAAAUCAACUUCAUAUUUUUAAGACUGCAUUCAAAUUGCGAUUAACAUAUUUAUCCUCAAAACAUUGUAACUUAUUCUUGUCAAUUAUUUUCCCUUUCUUUCUUCCCCCCUGAUUUCAUAGUCCGAAAGCAAAGCCUAAAAUAUCUGCAUCUCGAAGACUGUUCUUGAAGACCAAACUGAUGAAGAGGGCCAUGACCAUGCUAGUCACCGACAAGGAGAACAGGCGACUGGAGCGAGAGAGAGUCCUGGCGGAGAGAGUUCCACCGCUGCAGCUGUCAGGCCUAUCCGUGCAGGAUCUGCAGAAUCUCUGCAAGGAGCUCUCCCAGAAAAUUGAUGUGGUGGAUGAGGAAAGAUACGAUAUUAAUUCAAAAGUGUCCAAAAGCGAACUGGAGGUCCAGGACCUGUCCCAGAAAAUCGGGGAUCUGAAGGGAAAGAUGAAGAGACCCAAUCUGAAGAGAGUGAGGGUGUCUGCCGACGCCAUGCUGGGCGCCCUGCUGGGGUCAAAGGUCAAGGAGUCUGUGGACUUCAAGGCAGCCCUCAAGACGGUGAAGAAGGAGGAUGAGAAGAAAGAAGAGGUCACUGAUUGGCGUAAGAAUGUGGAAUCAAUGUCUGGGAUGGAGGGCAGGAAGAAGCUGUUCGAUGCUGCAUAAAACUGACGUUUUGAGGAGCCCAGUUGUUCCCUGUUCUCUGUGGGUGAAACUCAAUGAAUCAUGAAAGUGCUACAAUGACUGAUUCAUUAACAUCCCAAUAGAUACAGAUGUGUGCGUGGAAGUGUCCCAUUUCCACUUGUUAUCCUCAUUACUCUAGGGGUCGUACAUGUUUUUGAGUGUGAUGUGUUAUAAACAAUAUGCAUAAUUGUAUUAGAAACAAUAUCUCAUGUAGAUAUACAUUGAGGAUGUGUAGCUUCAGGUACUGCACAGUGCUGCUGGCCCAUGUUUGCAGAUGCACUUCUCUUACUCAUCAUCUCAUCUUCUGUGUGGAAGAUGGUACAAGGUACAAGGUAUUUUGGUACAAGCUGAUCAGUUCUUUAACAAUGACGAACGUAUAAUAGUAUUAAAAUAUCAUGAAAAAAAAGUUGCAUUGUAUUUUAGGUGUGUUUUGGUCUGCCAUUUUUGUGUACAAAAAGGCAAUGCUCAUUCCAUCUGCAGUUGAUAUAUAUGAUUGUAUGUUGAGUUAUUAAAAAGCAUAUGAUUUAAUUCGGUACCAAUGUGUCUAAUAUAAUAAUAAAAACAAUCAU
Molecule: messenger RNA, 1990 nt
Organism: Gadus chalcogrammus (walleye pollock)
Lineage: Eukaryota; Metazoa; Chordata; Actinopteri; Gadiformes; Gadidae
Product: troponin I, slow skeletal muscle-like
Exons: 6
Coding region: 933-1403 (156 amino acids)
Biological process (GO): muscle contraction
Cellular component (GO): troponin complex
Source: RefSeq, a predicted model, not a curated record